GGUACACAAGAGGUAGACACUUCUAGCAUUCGCACCACGGACAAUCAACGAAGAAGUUGAAAAACUCGCGUGUACCUUCCCGGUGAAUUUCCGCGCGCGAAUGCGAGUGCCGAGUUUUUACCGAGCUGUUGCGCAGCAGAUCUGCUAGCGUAUAGGCAUCUAGAAUUUUUCGAGUUGCGCGAGCGUGAAAGUAAAAGUUGUUGCUCUCCGCGCUCGUGGUGCAGCAAAGAUUAUAUACAUACCUACGGUGGAGGAAAGUGAAAUGCGCCGGGGAUGAGAUAAUAACUCCUUAGAUGAAUCGAAAAUUUUUCGCGGAGCUGCCUCGAGAUCUCCAACCAGUGCGAUUUUGUCUUUCGCGAGUUUAUGUUCUUGAUCUGUUACUUGGGAAGGCCACUUCUGGAAGUCUCCAGAGCGUCCUAAAGUGUCGGCUCGCGUCGUCGCCCGGAGGGAGUGGAAAGUGGAAGUGUGGCGGGAGCCAGACUGGGCUUUUCUGCUGCUCCAGCCAACGUCGCAGAUCCGGAAUCGCGAGUGGCGUGACGACAACGAGGCUCGCGCUCGCUUGAGUGCUGGGUGCAACGGCUGGGCCCUGCUGCGUGCGGCGCGCCGAGCUCAUUCGACGAGCCAUACCUGUCGCGAAUGCAAAUGCAUACUGGCACUUAAAUGCAUAUACAUAGAUAUUGAGACGCAGAGAACUGCCAGAGGCAAAAAUGUUGGACACCGGUACUGUGCGGCUGGUGAUACUUCUUGGCAUGUUCCUGUACUUUGCCGGCGACUACAACAUGCUGAUGGGUAUAGUCUGGGGUACAGGAGGCGAGGUGAAUCACAAGGACUCGGGAGUAAAGGGAUUGGCCAAGGGAGUUUCCAAGGAUGGAAUCAACUUCGAUCGGAAUUUCUUUGGUGGUGCGAGGAAAGAUUACGAGGAUGGUGAUGCAGCGGCUCGGCGAGCCAAGAUGGUGACGACGAUCAAGCAGUCCUGCCUGCCGAAGCUCAUCUGCGAGCUGACGUCGAGCGGCCAGCAGGACCAGCUCAGCGAAAUGGAGCGUGCACUUCUCAACCUAAUCAGAGAUACGAGUCUGAGCACGAUGGCAGAGGUGACGUCAAAAUUCCACUUUGCGGCUCACAUGGGACAACUGAUAGCUGGUAUCGAGGGCCAGGGUUGCCACAACUUCUAUCCAUCAUGUCCACUUCCUGGUGCCAGCGUUCUUAACCUAAUGAAGAAGCUGAGAUUGCGUUAGUUUGAUGGCUCAGAAAAAAAUUGAGAUUUUUCUACAUAUUGAUUUCGUCAAGAUGCUGAGAAUUAGUGGUUUUAUGAUGAAUCCUGAAAAAGUUAUUUUUUGAAAUUUUAUAACCACGCAAAUAAUUUUGUAUGUUGUGCAUGCCUCUGUGAUAUAUUUUUUUAAUUGUCAAAGAACAUUUGAUUAAAUUGUGCCUGUUUUGGAGCAAAUUUUUUUAUGCUUGAUCAUUGUAAAUAUAUUUUUAAACUGUAAAUAAAAAUUUUAGAUUUAGUUUCGAGAUAAUGUAAUUCCGUUCAUAUUGUCAUUUCGAUACUAGUCGAAAUUCUCUGUGAACUUACAUUUUAUGGUUAUUACUUGUAAACUACAUGGAAGUAAUUACGAAUAAGAAUUUCUAAUAAUAAAAAUUAAAAAUAUAUUAGUAUUUUUACACAUGUAAAUACGAAAAUUCAUUCAGUACAAUAAAUUGU
Molecule: messenger RNA, 1702 nt
Organism: Copidosoma floridanum
Lineage: Eukaryota; Metazoa; Arthropoda; Insecta; Hymenoptera; Encyrtidae
Gene: geko
Product: olfaction protein geko
Source: RefSeq, a predicted model, not a curated record